AUGUAUUAGCUUCCUCCUUACCAAUUAUUUCAUGGCGUCACUAACACCGUUUCAGACUCUCUUUCCCAGAACUCGUUCAUCCGCUUCACUUUCAGCGCCUGCUUUAUCAGGCGCCUCUCCUCCUUCAGUAUCGUGGACUUCGCUUCAGACUAAGAACAAAAGCAGGAAACCUUCAACGGUGGUUGCUGCCGUCGGAGACGUCUCGUCUGAUAGCACCACCUACCUCAUCGCCGGCGCUAUUGGUGUAGCCCUAAUCGGAACUGCCUUUCCCCUCUUCUUCUCUCGCAAGGACACAUGCCCUGAAUGCGACGGAGCAGGGUUUGUUCGGAAGGCGGGGGCGACUUUGAGAGCAAAUGCAGCAAGAAAGGACCAAGCUCAAAUUGUUUGUGCACGAUGCAAUGGUCUUGGAAAACUUAACCAAAUUGACAAGUAGAAAACUCUCAGCUCCUAAUUCCUGAUGAAUAUGUUUGUUCUGUUUGCAACCCUUCUUGUUUUGUUAAUGUUCUUUCAUACUUACAUAUAUGCAAUUUAUGCUUAUGUGCGUGUAAAAAUGUCUGACAAAUAUGAUUGGAUUGUUCUGUUCCCAAUCUUCUCUGGUUUGGUACGAAUACAAGGUAAAGAAAACUAUUGUUUUAA
Molecule: messenger RNA, 636 nt
Organism: Prosopis cineraria
Lineage: Eukaryota; Viridiplantae; Streptophyta; Magnoliopsida; Fabales; Fabaceae
Exons: 2
Coding region: 32-433 (133 amino acids)
Cellular component (GO): chloroplast thylakoid membrane
Source: RefSeq, a predicted model, not a curated record